UGAUAUAUUCCUGCAAACGCAAACCUCAACAGUUGUUCUCCAGAUACAAGACUAAAGGCAUCGAAUCACAUCAUAAAAUGGCUUCUUCCGAGGAUGCGCUCGAAACCUACACACAUCUCCCUCUUCACAUCGACCCUCAGACCAAACAGGUCACAGCCCUCUCAUCGGACAAAGAAUUGCAAGAUGCUCUUGCAAGUCUAAACAGUCUACACACAACAUUCAAAUCUCUCGAUACUCCGAACAAUGUCCCACCUCCGCCGAUGCCAGUCAAUCCCAAAAGAACAGCACAGAUCCAUAAACUGCGAGACUCGGCCGCUGCCUCGUCGAAGAAGGGCAAUCACGCCGAUGCCGUCCGUCUCCUUGGGGUUGCCAUUGACAUGGCAGCCUCUCGACCAGGCUGGGAACCAAUGGGACUGGUCAAGGAAGAGCUGGCUCUGAUGUACCUGUCUCGAGGUGCAGCGCAUGUCGGGAUUCAGAACUGGCCUGAGGGCCUCAACGAUGCCGAGUGCAGCAUAGAAGCCAAGAGCGGCCCCAGCCAGGGACCAAAUGGUGAACGCAUGCCUGGAAACCCAAAGGCUUGGAUUGUUGGUGGGAAAUGUCUGAUGGAGAUGGGACGGUGGACCGAUGCUGUGGACUGGCUGGAGCGUGCUCUAGAAAAAGAAGGCAGCCAAGGUGACGAUUGUCGUCAACUGGUUCAAAUGUUGAUGGAAGCAAGAAAACGAGUUGGUGGGAAAGCCUAAAAGGAGUCGCAUAUAUGCUUCCAAUCACUCCAACCAGGGUCACACUUUUGAUCCGCCCUUCUUGAUCUCCUGACCAAAAGGACUGAAAGGGUACACCGAACGGUGAACACGUCUACGAGAGCGCAGGUGGCAGUCCGUCGUCGUGCCGCACACUAUCGAACCAAACGAACAGAGCCCUCAUGAGAGCGCCAACAGCCGAGGAACACACAUUCGUGGGAGUUUAUCGUCAGAGACAGAGCGUGCCCGGCUUCCUGGUUGAAAAGUACUGCUCCUCCCUCGCACGGAGGAGGUGGACUUGCUGCUCGCGUGUUGGUGACAUGCUCCCAUAACAAUUGUUGAUAUGGCGAUACCUUGGUGCAGUCCUCAUCUCUGAGAGGCACUCUACACUGUAUAGGCAGGCAUGUGGCUGCCUCGGUGGUCACUGGUUGGGCAGCAGAAAGGACUGGGUCUGUUCUACGAUGGAGAUCCACAUAUUGCGGACAUGUUUGUUGGUGGUCCUCGUGUGUCCUGCUAUGGCUCUGGAUAGCUAAUGUAACACCCACGACAGGCAACAUGGCCGCCAAGUCAGUGCAGUAGUUAAGUUAUAGGUAUGAGAAUGAGAACAACCAAAAUGUUCCUUUAA
Molecule: messenger RNA, 1362 nt
Organism: Exophiala mesophila
Lineage: Eukaryota; Fungi; Ascomycota; Eurotiomycetes; Chaetothyriales; Herpotrichiellaceae
Exons: 1
Coding region: 78-740 (220 amino acids)
Molecular function (GO): protein binding
Source: RefSeq, a predicted model, not a curated record